GGUUCUGGCAUUUCCAAUGCUCGCAGCAAGUUUCAAGGCGACGUACAGCAGGAGAAGAACCUGACCAAGGAAAGUUUGACGCUGAAGCCGCUGAUCGAGAAGGAGCUUUCCAAAGAAAACAAAGAAACGGUGAAAGCGCAGAUCGACGUGUUGUCUCAGAUGGCCGACCCCGGCAGUGCUCUGUCCGUGGAGAAGCUGGAGGCGAGAGCGAGACAGCUAGUGGGGAAGUUCGAGAACGCGGUCAAGCCCGCUUUAGAGAAGCAGGUGCAAGAGAAAGUGGUCAACCCAACGGUGGUUGGCAGGUUGAACAAAGUGCGGAAAGUGAAUGAAGCGGUCGGGAAAAGGGCCUCGAAAAACGUCGGGGAGAGGAAGGGCUCAGUGUUGGAGGAUUGGUGACUCAGUUGCAGCCGCACUUGCAGAAGAAAGGGGAGGCAGUUAUUUCUCAGAUAGCCACUGGCUCCGUCUGAACAUUCUUUUCAAGCACUCAUCCGAGCGGGCUUUAUAUCUUAGUUUCAAAAGCAUUUCUACGCUGCAUUAUGCUCCUGUCGUUUCGCUUUGAGUUUGAACGUGACGAACGCUACACGAAUUGUGUUUUCUUUUCCGACUUCACCAUCAGCUUUCAUGGGUACGCCGCCUGCCGCAACCGCC
Molecule: messenger RNA, 648 nt
Organism: Amoebophrya sp. A120
Lineage: Eukaryota; Dinophyceae; Syndiniales; Amoebophryaceae
Source: the annotation of a GenBank genome assembly